Ruditapes philippinarum (Manila clam) is the source of this 3526-nucleotide messenger RNA. RefSeq names its product multiple epidermal growth factor-like domains protein 10. The coding region runs from base 1 to 2967 and encodes 988 amino acids. Lineage: Eukaryota; Metazoa; Mollusca; Bivalvia; Venerida; Veneridae. Gene Ontology annotation, molecular function: scavenger receptor activity. The transcript has 19 exons. The record is from RefSeq and is a predicted model, not a curated record.
AUGUCAACACACUAUAUUGAUAUGACUGCGGAUAAAUGUAUAGAUGGUAAUCCACGUCGUGAUGCAAAUUAUUGUGAUUGCUGCAGUCAUUCUAAUAAUGAUGCAAAUCCAUGGAUAACUGUAGAUCUUCUGGAAGUACAUGAAAUAUUUCAAAUUCAUGUUGCUGGUAGAAAUGAUGAUUAUAGAAGAAACAGAGAUGUAACUGGGUUGGAAUUAUUUGCAAAUGGUACUAACAACCUUAUGCUCGGUAACUUUACAUCAGCGAAUGCUAGUGACGUAAUAGUGACGUUACCACAAGGACUACACAGUCGCUAUAUAACACUCAGACGACCAAUUCCACAGAACGUUAACGAAUGGUAUCUUAUUGUUUGUGAAGUGGAAAUAUAUACCAGAUACUGCAAACCAGGAACUUACGGAAAUGUAUGCGAACAACAAUGCGGACAUUGCAGACAAGGGCCGUGCAAUAUCGAUUCUGGACAUUGUCCAAAUGGAGAGUGUAUGGCAGGAUGGACGGGGUUAGAGUGUAAAACUGAAUGCGACUUGGGGUACUAUGGCCUGAACUGCUCCUCCGUCUGUAGUCCUCAUUGUUUUAACGACGAAACUCAAUGUAAUAAAAUUACUGGAAACUGCAUGCAAGGAUGUGAAGCCGGAUAUAUGGGUCACAACUGUUCUAUGGAAUGUACAGCUGGUAAAUUUGGUCGUGAUUGUAGAAGUACGUGCACCAGCAACUGUCUACAAGGUUUUGGUCAGUGCAGCAAAAUUACUGGAGAAUGUCAGAGUGGCUGUGUGUCUGGAUUUAAAGGGCAUAACUGUUCGACUCCGUGUGAGACUGGACGAUUUGGUGAAAAUUGUACUUCGUACUGCAGUAUCCAUUGUUUUAAAGGAAUUGAACAAUGUAACAAAUCAUCGGGUAUAUGCGAGGAAGGUUGUGAUGCUGGCUAUAUGGGCAAUAAUUGUUCAACAGUUUGUCCUGAUGGUCAGUAUGGUCGAAAUUGUACCGGAACUUGUAGUGAUCACUGUAAGAACGGUAAAGUUGCGUGCAACAAAACAACAGGAUAUUGUAUGGACGGCUGCAAUCCUGGAUUCACAGGACCUAAAUGUUUUCUAGACUGUCCACAUGGCACAUUUGGCGUAAACUGUAGUGGUAAAUGUCAUUGUUACGGUGAAACAGAUUGCAACAGAAGAGACGGGAAUUGUAGUACAGGCUGUGCGUUUGGAUGGUCAGGAUCCAAUUGUAGCAAUGAUUUAAAUCUUAUAGAACGUAUCUGGGAAAAGGUUAGCACCAGUCAGUCUAGUACAUUUUCUCCGUCACAAGAUUACGACUCUAGUAAAGCAAUAGACGGAGUUCAGAAUUAUUCAGUAGAUACAUGUAAAUGUUGCAGUGUAACAAAUGGGAACUCUCCUUCAUGGUGGCAAAUUGAUCUUGGACAGAAAUAUUUAAUAGGUGGUUUGCAGAUAUUUGGAAGUGAAUCAAGUAAGAUGAGGGCAUUCCUUUGUAGGCAUCAACAGUUAGAACAUGCAAGAGUUUAUGCUGGCAAUUAUUCAACGACAGUAAACCCGUCAGUAAAUAUGACAAUUAUUUACGAGGUUCCAGAUAUGACAAACAAACGACACUUUACCAAGGAACUAGAAGAACCAUUAAUUGCACAAUUUGUUUUAGUACAGUUGACACAGCCAGUGAUGACGUUGUGUGAACUUAAAUUAUAUGAGAAAGAAUGUGAAAUUGGAAAUUUUGGAGCUGGUUGUUUGCAUAAAUGCCAUUGUAAAGAUAAACGUGCAUGUAACCAGGUAACAGGUAAAUGUCAGACACCAGGUUGUCUAGCAGGGUGGCAAGGAGAGGCUUGUGAAAAUGUUUGUGGUGUUCACAAGUUUGGUGAUGGAUGCAACAACACUUGCAACUGUAAAAAUGGUACUUUAUGUGAUAAUACUAAUGGAAUAUGCUUUAUAGGGCAAUGUGAUCCCGGAUGGCUUCUACCAACCUGCAGCGAAGAUAUAAACAUUUUGAGGCGCUUGGAUGUGCAAACAGCUAUGUCAUCAACAUUACUUAAUUGGACUUCAAAUCGCGCAAUUGAUGGAAAGAUUGGUCCAAUACCUGAGGUUUGCAAUUGCUGCAGCGGCACAAAGAAUUCCCAAUUGUCUUGGUGGAUGGUAGAUUUAGGACAACGGUAUCCUAUCAGUAGCGUUACUGUGUAUAGUAGAGACAACGAGAGAAAAUAUAAACAACUUACCAAUUUCAAGCUUUAUUUUUCUAAUAAUACUGGACAAAGUUCAUAUCAUCUGGUUGAAAAUACCACGAGGCGGAUAGAUGGAAAUGAACAUGUGCUAACUUUUUCAAAUCAGCUAACAAGAUAUAUUAAGAUCCAGAGACCAGGCAUCCUGACUUUGUGUGAAGUUUUGGUGACUGAAGGGGAAUGUGAGGUAGGAACAUUUGGCGAGGAAUGCUCCCAAAUUUGUCACUGUGCCGAUGAACGUGCAUGUGAUAAAAGAAAUGGAUAUUGUCAGUCAGAUGCAUGUAAAGUUGGUUGGAUUGGUACAUCGUGUAACAAAGAAUGUCCGAAGAACAGUUUUGGAGACAAGUGUAGUGAGAGCUGUUUUUGUGCAGAUGGUACAUGUACUAACGACUAUGGGAUAUGUGAAAACGGUUGCCAAGACGGAUACACUGGUUUCCAUUGUAAUCAAGUUGAUGAAAUGAACAAUCAAACCCACCAGGCAGAAAAGAAGAAGAAUGCAACAGCUCUCGUAGCAGGUGUUGUCAGUGGAUCAAUUAUUGUCCUGAUACUAAGCGCCUUAAUUGUUGCUGUUUUAAUAUUUAGAAAGAGAAAAAGUGAGAACAAUAAAAGUCACUACUCAACGCCAAAAUCUCGAGCUGCUCAAGAUGAUCCAGAUUAUGACACUUUAGAUGUACUCAAUGAUAACCAGGGACAAAGAAGUGCAACGUAUGAAAAUGAAGUUGUAUCUAGCAUGUGAUGCACUUGACUCGAAACAAAAUCAACAUGAUAAUAAUUUUGUACAUGGAAGUUAAGAUCGUGUAAAACUGAUUUUAUUUUCAUUAAUAAAACGGAUGUUAUGAGAUAUCGUCCAAUGUAAUUUAUCAUUGCUUAUAAUUUUAUAUGAUGAACAAGAUUAAGAAGGGAAGGUGGUGUUCAUUGAACGCAACCCCCACCCGACCCAGCAGCAAAGGACCAGUGGCUAGGCACUAGCAGGACCCCAAACAAAACAGGACUCUGCACAAGGCAAACCACGGACUGGAUAAUCACUUUAAUAAUACAUAAAAUAAAAGAUACGGUAAUAACCGACAAGGAAAUUAAAGAAAACGAUGUAUUAAUUGAAUAACAAAGUUAAGGGGCACAAGGUAAGGGUCAGGGCAGGAUUAAAAUAACAAAUAAAAUAAAACGAAGUGUUAUGACAACAAAUAAACCAACUGUUAACAUGAACCCUAAUUCAUUUAAAUCAAUUUGCAAUAAGUCUUAUGUUUUGUCAUUAUUUUCAGUUUCCAAACGGGUAUAAAAUUGUCUUAAAAUACUUG